Molecule: messenger RNA, 3532 nt
Organism: Gavialis gangeticus (Gharial)
Lineage: Eukaryota; Metazoa; Chordata; Crocodylia; Gavialidae
Gene: PRR35
Product: proline rich 35
Exons: 2
Coding region: 182-2686 (834 amino acids)
Source: RefSeq, a predicted model, not a curated record
UCUAGAGCAGAACCUCUCUUCUGAAGAAGGCUGAAGGUGUAGUCAGGAUCUGACUUUUGCUGUGUUGUCUUGUUUCAGGGGCUACAACAAUUCCAGGCGAGGUGUGGGACCAUUAGCAUCUGCAAACAAUUCUGUUGUGUCCUACAAAAAACGUGUUGGAGGAACAGCCAUCCCAGCAGUCAUGUCAAAGGAUGAAGUGAGCUGCAAGUUGACUUCAGUCUACAAGCACAAGGAACGUAAGCCUAAAAAACCGCAUUACAUCCCAAGGCCAUGGGGAAAGCCCUACAACUACAAGUGCUUCCAGUGCCCUUUCACCUGCAUGGAGAAGUCCCAUCUCUAUAACCACAUGAAGUACAGUCUGUGUAAGAACUCACUCUCACUGCUUAUCGAGUCUGACUGGCCCUACAAAAAAGGAAACUUGCUGCACCCCGAGCUUCGCCUCCUGCAGGCCACAGAGACAUCUCGGCUCCAUGGGAGGAGGGAUGAGCAAGAGGCCUGCGACUCUUCAGCUGCAGCGGGAGUGAUGGCUAAUCCGAAGCAAGCUGCAGAUGGAGAUGGUGAGGGUGACCAGCCAGCACCAGAAGCUGAAGUCCUGCCCUCAGAAGAGAACAAUGAAGAAGCCAGCCAUUUCCAAGAGGAGGAGGAAGACAUGACUGGGCUGCUGAGGGAGAUGGAUUCAGCUGAGAAGAAGGAGAAAGCAAAGGAGGAGACAGGUGAUCCUUCUGAACCAGAGGUGAACACCCUGGUUUUUGGAUUCAAGAACAAGAGGGACAAGCCUUGCAAAGAGGUUGAGCCUGAUUUCAUCAUCACAGAUGUCUUCUCACUGAAGAACCACAUGAUGAAGGGCAAGGAAACUCCUUAUCCAGACUUAGAAGCCAAACCAAAGCAUUGCAAGGUGCCAAAGAAAUGCCUGGGGAGCAGUGGGAUUCUCAUGGAGCAGUGGAAGCUGGUUGCUAAUGGGCAAAGAAGAGGUACCAAUGAUGUCUCCCCACCUUGUACUGAAGGUAACAUCAUCCCCUGCUAUCCCCCUCCAGCCUAUGGUGAUUACCAUGAACCUCAUGGCCUGAACCUCUCACUGCUGGGCAUUAACUACCCACUGAACCCCAGCCUCUUUUCCUAUCUAGGUCCCACCAUGACCAACAGUGCCACAGCCCACCCCCACCUCACUCAGCUGCCCUUCCUAGCCUCCACUGCUCAGCUGAUGCACCCACAUUCCACUCACUUCCAGCCCCUCCAGCACCCUGAGAGAUCAGCCUUCCUGCCCCGGUUCUACUACCCCUUGCUCUUUGAACAUACCUUUGGCUCCACUGAAAGCAAGACAGCUGCAGGCAAAGCAGAGGCCCAGCAGCCAGCAGGGUCAGCUAUGCCAGCUCCUCCCCAACCCCAAACUGCCAGUGAACCCCAGAAAGCAGGACUGCUGAAGGUGCCAGUGCUGAAGACCAAUUUUCCUUGGGUGAAAGGCAUCCGAGAGGAAGAAGAGGAGAAAUGGUUGCCCCAAGAAAAAGAAAGCAAUCCAGCUUUGGGCAUCAACAGCUUGCGCAAAAAGCCAGCACCCGAUGUCUACCAGAAUCUUGUGGGGAUAAAGGAUGGUGUCUUUCUCCCCAACGGCAGCAGGAAGGCAGAGUUACCAGUGGUCACUUGCCUGGAGAAUGCUGGUGCUCCAGUCAGCUCUCUGAAGAGGAAGUUCAUUGGGAGUGGGCUUGAUUUUAUGCCACCUGACCCUCUGAUUCCUGGAAAACUAGGCUAUCAAUCCAGCACUUUGAGAAUGACCCCUGCCCAGCUCCCAAAGUCCCUGGACCGCUGGCAUAUGGAGUUCCACACUCGUCCAGCUGAAGAGCAGGAGAAAACCAGUGGCCCAGAACUUGUGUCCCCAGCAAUCACCCCCUUGGAUCACACCCCGUGUAAGCAAAGCAAAGUGCAAGAGACUUCAGCCAGCACAACAGACCCUGAGGCUACCACCCUGCUCAUUGGGGAUCUGUCAAAAACCCUUGAGGAGUACCAGGAGGUGGAGAAGAAACUCUCUGACCUGGCAAAAGAGGACACCCCUGGACAAAAGCACCUGAGAGAGCAGCUAGUCAAAAUCCGAAGGGAACUCUACCACAUCCACCAGGCACUAGAGAAAGCCACCAAGCCCCAUGAAGGCCCCUUGGACCUCUCAGUGAAAAGAUCCUCAGAAGGGCCUGAGAAGGGCCACCAGGCCAAGAAAGAUGCCUAUAAUGUUAGACUAGGAGGUGAAAAGCUCCAGAGCAAAGACCAAGGUGCUAUCAACAAGUGCGUAGCAGCUGGAGAACCCGGAGAUGGGGACGGGAUGCCAAGUUGCCUUCUGGAGGCUGAGAACAAAACCAUUGAUCUGCUGAUCAAGAUGAGCCGGUCAGAGAACCUCCAGGCAUCGUCUACUGAGGCUCAUCUGGGUGCCGUUAUCAAAGCUGAGGUGCUGCCCCUCAACAUGCCCCUGGAGCUCCGACAUGUGAUGGAGCCCUACUACAGCCGCACCACCAAGUGCGAGGCAGACUCCAGCGUGCUGCUCUGCACAGAUGGGCGCUCCAACACCACCCAAGGCCCUCAGCUCCCUGUGACUGAGGAUGGCCCACUGAGCUGCCGAGCCAUGCAGCGCUCCCUGUCCUGUGGUCUUCCCAAUGAUACAGAUGCAGCGUGUAUCCACAGCCCUUUAAACGCAGACUCAUGAUCCAACCUGGCACCUGCUCUCAGCACUUGGAUAUCUCUAAUUACCUUCUUCUUGCUCUCAACCCUGCCAGCCCCAUUUCCCUGACAAAGGCUUAGCCACUACCUGACUGUGAGGCCACGUAGCACUGUGCUCUUGUUAACUCCCUGUGACAGAAUCCAUGAGGUGUAAACAACACAUCCCCUCACCGUUCCUCUUCCCACUGCUAAGGACAGUGCUCAUGGGCUCUGCAUGUACACAGUUACAACUCCCUGAGCCCAGGAGCUGCUUCAAAGGGAAUGCAAACCAGCAGGCCAGGGAGUCUUUUCAAAGGGCAGGUGUAACUGAGACUGAGCUAUCUCCCUGCUUCCUACCAGGGGUUUGCUGACAAUAGGAGGGGAGUCUUUUAUGGCUGACUGUGGAGGCCUGAGGAGACCAGCAUCUAUGACUUGGGGAAGUGAAUCUGCAAAGCCUGAGACAGAUGAGCUGAGACAGGCCGGAGGCCUGCUAAGCCCUACAGGACAUGCAGCUAAUCCUCAAUUAAUUGUGACUAUCAUGUCUUAUAAAGUAGAUCUGGGGAACUGACAGUUGGUUUGGGGUGGCCAACAGGAACAGGCACCCACAUUAACCUAGCUGGACGCCAAAUAGUUCCAGCUGCUCCUGAUAAUAAACACAAGAACAGCAGCAAGAGUAUGUCUCUGGCCAUAAGUACAAGCUGGAUCCUGCAGGAGAGACUUGACAAUGGGGCAUCUUCUUCCCUUUGACCAUAGCUUCACAAGGGCCCUGCAGCUGGAGGGACUCAUCGUACUCCUGUAGAGCAAUUGAAUAAUGGUCUUUCUGAGGAGCCUGGCUGCCCACAGGGCAUCUGGC